Sardina pilchardus (European sardine) is the source of this 1179-nucleotide messenger RNA. It is a transcript of the gene ptn, whose product is annotated as pleiotrophin. The record is from RefSeq and is a predicted model, not a curated record. Bases 4 to 489 code for a protein of 161 amino acids. Lineage: Eukaryota; Metazoa; Chordata; Actinopteri; Clupeiformes; Clupeidae. The transcript has 4 exons. Gene Ontology annotation, molecular function: growth factor activity.
AGCAUGUACGGACAGAAGUGUUGGAUAUGGGCGGCCAUGUUGGCUCUCCUGGUCCUGACGGUGGCAGUGGUGGAGGCCGGAAAAGCAGACAAACAAGGGAAGAGGGAGCGCAAGUCGGACUGCGGCGAGUGGCAGUGGAGCGUGUGCGUGGCCAACGAGGGCGACUGCGGCCUGGGCACCCGGGAGGGCACCCGCUCCGGCACCGACUGCAAAAUGAACAUGAAGUCGCAGCGCUGCAAGAUCCCCUGCAACUGGAAGAAGCAGUUCGGAGGCGAGUGCAAGUACGACUUCCAGAACUGGGGCGAGUGUGACAUGACCACCGGGAUGAAGAACAGGACGGGCGUCCUCAAGCGCGCCCUCAUGGACGCCACCUGCCCCAACACCGUCACCGCCACCAAGCCCUGCGGCAAGAUCGCCAAGACCAAGCUCCAAGACUCCAAGAAGCCCAAACGGGACGGAAGGAAGAAGGAAAGCACCCCGAUGGACUAGUAUAGAGAGACGCGGCGGAGUGCUGACUGAAACAGAGUCUGCUUCGCUCCGCUCCUCCUGCUCUUCCUCCUCCUCCUCCUCCUCUUCCCAUAGGUCAUCCGGUGCAGAGUUUAAGGCCCUAUAGCACUCGAGCAGUAAACCCAGAGAGUGAGAGGAUGUGUAGAAAAAGAAAAGAAGAAAAAAAACGACAGAGCGUGUUUUAUGUUGUUCUAUCCUAUAUACACUCUGAUAGAUGAGUUGUAACUUUUGUAGCUAAUUUCAUACUCCUAUAAUGUUGAUACUGAUAGUGUGAGCGAAGUUUGAUAUUAAAAAAAGAAAAUAUCUAAUCGAAUUAACCUUUUUUUUGUUCUGGAUCAGGUUCUUGUAAAGUACAACAGGGUUGGAAUGUUCUUUUGGAGUGUCUGGAAACCAUUUUGAAAGAAUUGUGUCAUAUUACUGAAUGUUCUGUGUCUUAAAUGUAGACUUUCUUGUCAUCACGCCAAGGCAAUAGUUAGGCAAUAUUGUCCUAGAUUCCCACUGUGCGAGUGUAGACCCAAUGCAUUUUAAUGGACAUCGUUUCCACUGGUGACACUGUAAUGUGUAGAGCUGUGUCUGAUGUCCAUGCUAGUGUUGUCGAGUGGGUUCCCCCAUACCACUGGUCCUUACUGUCUCAUUCAUGCGUAAGUGAAUAAAAGAAGAAUCCAUAAAUAA